AACGAUGUUUGUUCUUCCAAACCUAAACUUACAUAUGAAGCACCAAAUAAAUUUUGGAGCUAUGUUGAACCUUAUUGUUCGGAUAUUUUACCGGAACAAAUUACUGCAAUUGAGGAAUCUCUUUCCUCCAAAGCGGAAAUCAGCGAGUAUUACAAAAUGCCUGCAUUAGGAGUGCAUUACUCCGAAGUAUGGAAUAAAGAAGAUUUCCUUGAAGAGCAACAGCAAAGCGCAAAAAUUGAUAAAAAGAGAAGUUCACCAAUUUCGAAUGUUAACUUAACUGAAAGACUAAAUAAUGACAGUGCACUGUUAACAGAGAAAGAGGAAUGCUCUUACGGAUCAUUUACGCAGCGCCUUAUAUCAGCACUUGUUGACGAAAAUAUAAUGGCUCCUGUUUGCGAAAAAGAUCUUCACGAUGCCGUCAAACUUGAUAGUAACAAAACCGAAAUUAGACCUCAUAAAAAUCUCUCGAACAAUAAUCAUUCAAAAUCUUUAGAAUCCGCUAUAAAAGAGGAGCUUUACUCGCUCGGAUUAAUUGACGCAUUAAAUGAAGAAGAAAAUAAGGACGACGACGAUGAAAUUUUAAUGGAGUUGCGUAGACUUCAGAAUGAGCUGAAAGCCGUGCGAUCCCACAAUAAACAUUGCGUCAGUAAGUUAGUAGCUCGCGCUAAAAUUGCUAUGAAAAAACAAGAAGUUCGUCAAAAAGCAAAAAUACUUGAUGCUGAAGUUGUUGAUAUAUUUAGAAAAUUUUCUUCUAGUAAAGCAAAAAAAAAAGGUUUGUCUAGAAAAGAUCGAGAAAUGGCAUGGAAGGUAUAUAAUGAACGCAAAGCAUUAUGGGAAAUAGUGGACAAUGAAGAUGCAGAAAAUAAAGUUGAAUAGUUUGUGUAUUAUAAAUCAGGUCGAAUAUUAUUUAAUAUAAAAA
Molecule: messenger RNA, 919 nt
Organism: Hydra vulgaris (swiftwater hydra)
Lineage: Eukaryota; Metazoa; Cnidaria; Hydrozoa; Anthoathecata; Hydridae
Source: RefSeq, a predicted model, not a curated record